This is a messenger RNA of Hordeum vulgare subsp. vulgare (domesticated barley), 1023 nucleotides long. RefSeq lists its product as uncharacterized. The transcript has a single exon. Lineage: Eukaryota; Viridiplantae; Streptophyta; Magnoliopsida; Poales; Poaceae. The record is from RefSeq and is a predicted model, not a curated record. Bases 403 to 879 code for a protein of 158 amino acids.
UCACUUUCGUUCAAUCUCGUUUUACUCUAACACUUUAUCAGCACAAUGAGCAGGACGGCGAAAGUCUGAUGACUGCACGCGCCCUCAGAGUUGCUCUGUGGUGGUUGAUGCGGCCCUCCUUUUGCAUACGUGCAGAUCGGCGGCACUCGAGGCCAUGCCCCUGUCCAGCCGUUCACGGCACAGCGCGCUGCUCCGUAUCGGACGACCUGUUCAUGGCAAGACAGAGUACGAAGAAGAGAACCAGAGACUCGAGUCAAGCACCAUGCAAACUCGCGUACCAAUUUCAUCUAAUCGCUACAAAGAAACAAGGUGCUACUUUUCCAAUUUUCAUCAUGGCUACAGAAAAUUGUUUUACCAGGAACAUAAUCUUGCCUUGACGCUGGACGACGGACAAAGGAAUCCAUGGCAAGUGGAAUCACGUGGCUUCAGUCCCUGCUGGACCAAUUCGCCGGCUCCAGCGGCUUCGUCCCUGCCGCCGGCCGUCGCCUCGACUGGCCGCCGUCCCCGUGCCUGCGCCAGGCAAUGGCCGCGCCCGGCUCGCUCGAGGUCGUGGUUGCAGCCGCCCGCGCUGCACUGCCCGUCCGCCGCCCGUGCGAGGCCAUGGCCGCGCCCGGCCCUCUCAAGGUCGUGGCCGCAGCCGCCUGUGCCGUGGCUGCCCGCUCCUGGCUCCCGGCCCGCUCCAGGCCGUGGCCGCUGAGGCGACAGUUACGGGAUAGCCACACAGGAGGAAGAAAGGGCAUCUUAUCCUUUCAGCCAUUCCUCGAUUUAGUCCUAAAAUUUUAUCUUAAUGCUAAAUGGGUUCAAGUAAGUUCUGAUUCGAUCCUCAGGUUUACGAAUCUUUGCAGUUUAGUUCUACGCUUUACUGUAUUUUUACAAUAGAGUCAUCUGACUCCUUGAACUUUGCAUUUUCAACACAUUUUCUGUUGAGUUUUACAAUUCCAGAAAUAUGUGUAUGCUUAUACUUGACAUGUUCAAUGUGUUUACCACAUUCUCUAGAACAUGUUUUUGGCGAUCGAGAUUAAA